AUGCCCCCGAAAUCAUCUCCUCAACCGAAAUACUUGCAUCUCCUGUAUCUCUCGGAAGCAGACCGACAAGCAUACAGACUUGACAUGGAGCAUGCGCCUUCGUCUCCCUCGCUCCGUUCUGUUCGGUCGCACGGCUCUUUCCUUUCAGCAUCCUCGAGGUCAACAUCUGGCACAUCACAAGCAAGCAGUCAUGCUACGCUUCGAUUCGUCGACGACCAUUAUCCACUCAUCACCACAGUCCAUCAGAAUACUGUGCCUGCUUCGGGGCACAAGGGCCACAGUGCUUCCUGGUGUGCCCGCCAGAUGGCACAAAUACAUAACACCAUCAUUCGGGCAUUGAAUGCCUCUUGGAAUCACGCUGUUUUGGUUCAGCCUUGCACACAAGAAGCCAGUGAUUUUCUCCACUUCAACCAGCGACUCAUGAGAACACUUAACCAGCACCAUCACGUUGAGGACAACUACCUGUUCCCAGAGAUCGAGAAGCUCCUGGGCAGACCCGGGGCCAUGGAAGAGAACAUGAAAGGACACGAAUCAUUCGCCGAGGGACUCACCCUCUUCGAGAAGUAUCUCUCUGUCACGAAACCGUCAGAAUUCUGCGGUCUUACUUUUCGGCAUAUCAUCGAAUCAUUUGCCCCCAGUCUCAUCCAGCAUUUACACGACGAAAUCACUAGCCUGGCGAACUUGGACGUUCCGGAACCCAAUGCGCUGAAGAAGAUAUGGAGGCAUGCCGAACGCCUAGCCAUCAAGGAUGCAAACCUGUAUAGAGACCUCCCGUGGUAUCUUGGCUGUCAGGACAGAACAUUCACCAUCGACGGCAUCAGAGGCGACUUCCCUGCGGGUCCUUGGAUUUUGGAGGCACUCAUCAGAAAUUGGCAUUCCAGGAAACACGCUGGAGCUUGGAGAUUCUGCCCGAGCGACCUGUCUGGCCGAAGACGACAACUGCUCGUUGUGUAG
Messenger RNA from Capronia coronata CBS 617.96, 954 nucleotides. RefSeq lists its product as uncharacterized. Bases 1 to 954 code for a protein of 317 amino acids. The record is from RefSeq and is a predicted model, not a curated record. Lineage: Eukaryota; Fungi; Ascomycota; Eurotiomycetes; Chaetothyriales; Herpotrichiellaceae. The transcript has a single exon.